Messenger RNA from Soboliphyme baturini, 447 nucleotides. NCBI's taxonomy places the organism in Eukaryota, Metazoa, Nematoda, Enoplea, Dioctophymatida, Soboliphymatidae. The record is from the annotation of a GenBank genome assembly.
AUGACCACCGAUGUGGAAACCGAGCGAAAACUCCUAAUGAAUGGCUUACUCGAGGCUGCCUUAGAACGCUGUUGUAUAAACAAUGUGUUCCUCGAAUCACCACCGUCCUCUGCAGCUACGGAGUCUGCCAGACACGAACAAAAGGGCGUUCCUCGCUUCAGCGGUCGGACGGUGACUGACGAUCACGCUUCGGAGUUUUCCGUUCACAUUCUGACAGUAACUUCCGCUGCCAUAACCGGUGACCAUGACAAGUCGUCGAUCUGCAGGAGGGCGAGUGGCCCCGGCGUCCUUCCGUACGAAAUGCCGUCCACAACAACGGACAAUACGGAUGAGCGUGUGAAAGCGAUCCGGCGGACCGAAAGUGGUCGUUGGUCACUCGUCGUAUCCUCGCCGUGCCCUCGUCGUCGUCACGUCGUCAACAGUCGUAACGUGCGACGUGCCUGUUAA